CUCACUUGCCCCACCGGAGCAAAGCGAGACAAAGCCAAAAAACCAUCGACGCCGCCCGCCCAUGCAGUACGGAUGCCCUGUCCCCCACUCCGGCUCUUCCGCCCGUCCGCCCGCUCGGCGACGGGGAUCCCACUGGGCGCCGGGGACACCCCUCGCGCGCGCACGCCCGCCCUGCCCAAAAGGGUGAGAGCACAUUCCCGCGCCGUCCCGUCGCCAUCCAUUCCUCUCCCCUGCCGCUCCAGAUCCGCCACAGUCGCCGGCCGGAUCCUAUCUCCCACCCUGUCACCCGUCGUUACUACCGGCGGCAUCAUUCAUGGCGCUAAAAUUUUGAAACUGUUUUGGGUGAGGAGGGAGGGAGUGAGUGACUGAGCUUGCUGCGGCUUGGCGGGUGGUAGCUAGGUGCCAUGGGGUGCGCGCACUCCAAGCCGCCGCGAGCGGACCAGGGCGCGGCGGUCGCGCUCUGCCGGGACCGCUCCGCGCUGCUCGCCGAGGCCAUCCGCCACCGCUACGCGCUCGCCGACGCCCACCGCGCCUACGCCGCCUCGCUGCGCGCCGCCGGCGCCGCGCUGCACGACUUCCUCCGGGUGCAACCACCGCCGCCGCCUGAGCCCACCGCGCCGAUCCUGCACGUGCGCCUCCCUGAGCACCGCAAGGGGGACCCGCUCCCCGCCGCGGCGCCACCCGUCCUCGCCGCGGCCAAACAGGUCGAUGACGAUGGCGGCCACAUUCGCUUCACCUCGGACGACGAUGAAGAGGGCUCCGACGACGCGCACAUCAGCUUCCCGUCCUCCUCCUCCUCCUCCGAGGACGAAGCCGAGACACGUGUCCCCCGCCCCGAGCCCUUCCCGCCCGCAGCACCGGCGCCGACUCGGACAACUCCGCCGUACGCGUACGGUGUUGGAUACGCUCCGCGGCUGUACAGCUACGGCGCCGGCCCCGCGUAUGGUGGGUACGGCGCCGACAUUGGCGUCUACGGCCAGAGCUUCUUCAACUGCAGUUAUGCCCGCAGCCGGCCGCCGCCACCGUCCGUGUCAUACGAGCACCGGCCCCAGUCCACCGAUGCCACCGUCCAGUACUACCCCGGUUCAUACUACGGCGGCUAUCAGUACCCCCAGGGCAGUGGCUUGCAUCAGGUGGCAGCCUCCUCCUGCGCGGGGGCUGUGCCGCCUCCUUCGCCGCCGCGUGUGUCCACCUGGGAAUUCCUCAACCCGUUUGAGUCAGUCGAGAGCUACUACGGGGAUGAGCCGACUGCUGCUGUGGUGUUGGCGACGUCUACGCCAAGCCCGAGCUCCAAGGAUGUGCAAGAGGAGGUGGACAUCGCGGACUUGAAGGAUGAGAAAGUGGAAGAAAAUGUCAUCAAUGGCAACACUGGUAAAGCUGGGUUGGCCAAGAAGGAAGAAAGGAGCAAUGCCAGUGAGGAGCAACGCAGCAAGUCCAUGUCGCCGGAGGCGAACAGUAACACUGCAAGUGGCUUGGUUCAUGAUGUCCAUGUAGUGGAGAGGAGUGUGGUGGAAGAACAUCUGCAGCAUUCCGCUGCCGAUGGGCUGCCUGAGGUUUCAGGGAAGGCGUACAAUGACAAUGUCGAGGUGGCGCAGGAGAUCAGGCUACAGUUUGAGCUCGCCGCCAAGUCUGCGGCUGAGGUGUCCAAGAUGCUUGAGGUUGGGAAGAUGCCUUACUGCCAGAAGAAAUCAGGACUGAAAGUAUCCUCCUCCAUGAUGAUCUGUGGGCUGCCUUCAAUCGGUGAGGAGUUCCUGCAGUUUCAGGAGGAGAAAGCUAUGGAGUGUGGCAACAUUUCUGCCACAUUGCAGAAACUGUACAUGUGGGAGAAGAAGCUUCUUGAGGAACUCAAGACCGAGGAGAAGAUGAGAGGGCAAUAUGAUAAAAAACGGGAGGAGCUGAAAGCUCUGUAUGAGAGAGGUGCUGAAGCUCAGAAGCUUGAGGCAAUUGAAAUUUAUACCAGGAAGCUAUCAACAAAAAUUAGCGUUGCCCUUCAAAUUGUCAAUGCGAUCUCAAAGAAGAUUAAUAAGUUGAGAGAUGAAGAACUAUGGCCGCAAACAUAUGAGCUGAUUCAAGGGUUGAACAAAAUGUGGCAUGCCAUGUCAGAGUGCCAUCAGAUCCAGUGUCAUGCCUUAUCCCAAGCUAAAAACAUUGAUUCAAACAUAGCAGCUGCAAGAUUCAGUGAAGCUCAUAUUGGUUUAGUCAAGCUGCUAGAGCUUCAGUUGCUAGAUUUGGUUGCCAGUUUUGCCGCAUGGGUUAAUGCUCAAAAGAGCUACAUUAACACUAUGAAUGACUGGCUCAAAAGGGGAAUCGACUAUGUUCCUGAAGUAACUGAUGAUGGGACUCCACCCUUCUCUCCAGGUCGAUUAGGUGCAACCCCCAUUUUCAUUAUCUGUAAUAAUUGGGCAAUGGGCAUCAUGAGGAUACCUGAGACAGAAGUAGUAGACACAACGCAGGCUUUUGCCUCUAAUGUUCUGUAUCUCUGGGAGAAGCACAGGUCAGAGUGGAGGCAGAGUAUGAUGGCUAACAGAGAUAUGGACAGGGAGCUUAGAGUGAUGGAGAGAGACGAACUGUCGAUGCGCAAGGCUCUGAAAGCACAAAACAAGAAGUUUGUGCUUGUUUCCAAUCACAGCGGAGUGUCCGUAUCUGCACAAGCAUUACAAGACGGCAGUACACCUGCUGAAGUGACUUUGCAAUCAUGUAUGAAGAAAUAUUUCGAAGCAAUGGAGUGCUUUGCUGCUUCCUGCGCAAACUCAUACAACGAUCUCCAUCGUCGUUCUGAAGAAGAGAGAACUCGACCUGCCCAAGAGAUUGGCAGAGUUUCCUAGUGAAAUUUACUUUGCUGGUACAGUGCAAGUGAACGACCACUGUGAUUGGAUGAGCAGCAAUGGUGCACAUAGAAGUGUCGCAUAUUCGCAUUGCUGUUCUCGUGACCAUUGUGCGAUGGCCUUUCCCCUCUGCCUGUUUUGGGGGUCGCUGGUUUUGAAGCAGCCGAUGUGAAAGCUUGUCCUUGCAAGAUGAGGUUUGGUGAUCAAACUGCCAUUGCUCUUAACAAACCUCCAAUCCAUGCUGGAGGAAGCCUGCUCUGUAAAGAAGUGAGCGUAGAAGUUAACACCAGAAUAACACAUUACAGACAAGGAGCCUACUCUCGAAGGUGUUGACUAACAAUGAUUUUACUUUAUUUAUAAAGGGAAUAUAUUAAUAUCGAAAGAUACCAA
Messenger RNA from Lolium perenne, 3215 nucleotides. RefSeq lists its product as uncharacterized. Lineage: Eukaryota; Viridiplantae; Streptophyta; Magnoliopsida; Poales; Poaceae. The record is from RefSeq and is a predicted model, not a curated record.